Molecule: messenger RNA, 12285 nt
Organism: Protopterus annectens (West African lungfish)
Lineage: Eukaryota; Metazoa; Chordata; Ceratodontiformes; Protopteridae
Gene: SEMA5B
Product: semaphorin 5B
Exons: 25
Coding region: 474-3761 (1095 amino acids)
Biological process (GO): semaphorin-plexin signaling pathway; positive regulation of cell migration; axon guidance
Molecular function (GO): semaphorin receptor binding; chemorepellent activity
Source: RefSeq, a predicted model, not a curated record
CAAAACACUGACUGGUUCCUGAGUUACUGAGAUUCAAACCGUCCUUACUGUGGAUUGUGAAAAUUGCACUGACGCCUGCUGAAUUACAAACCCAAACUUGCUUCCAUUUGUUCUUCUUAUAGGAUUUGCCAGGUUCUGUAAUGGUAGAUGUUGGGAAAUGAAACUAUGUACACCAUUUCAGCACUAACAAACAGAAGGGAAAAGGAACAGAGAUAGUAAGACAGCAAUACAAGUGAUAAGCUGUUGGAGGGGUUACCACGGACACGGAAUAUAUGACCUUGAGUAUGAUAUGCUGGUGAUGCAGAAACGUAUUCUACUUUUGUAUGUGAUAUUAUCCUGAGCUGUGUACCAGUCAUGUGUACCAUGGAGAAAGCCAUUCUGAAAUGAAGGAACAGAAUUACAUUAUUUAAGCAGAUGCAGCAAAGUCUCCAAGGACUGUACUGAAUGAUAGACCAGUGGAUGGACCUCUCACCAUGAUCUUUACAAGGCUAAAAGUGAUCUGUCUGUCCUUACUGAGUACUUCUUUGUUGAUGGUAUGCCAUACAGCCUCACAGAAUUCUCCGGGUCUGCAAAACACUCAGCUGGAGCAGCAGCAGUGUAUAAGAAGAGAACACCCCACAAUUUCAUUUGAUGCUCUGAGGCCGUGGAUGUCCAAUUUCUCAUUUCCGGGAGUUAGAGACUUCUCUCAGCUGGCAACAGACCUUAACAAAAAGCAGCUAAUUGUAGGAGCUAGGAAUUACCUCUUUCGGUUACAUCUGGAUAACACAUCACUCAUACAGGCAACAGAAUGGGCUCCAGAUGAUGAUACCAGGAAGUCCUGUCAGAGCAAAGGAAAGACUGAGGAGGAGUGUCAGAAUUAUGUCCGAGUAUUGAUCAUCAGUGGAAGAAAAGUAUUCACCUGUGGUACUUACGCCUUCUCACCCAUCUGCACUAGUAGACAGAUAGGAAAUCUGACCAAGGUUAUUGACAAAAUAAAUGGAGUGGCACGAUGUCCGUAUGACCCCCGUCACAAUUCUACUGCUGUAAUUACAUCCCAAGGAGAACUCUAUGCUGCUACUGUGAUAGACUUUUCCGGUCGUGAUCCUGCAAUCUAUCGCAGCCUUGGAAAUAUGCCUCCACUGCGGACAGCUCAAUAUAAUUCCAAAUGGCUAAAUGAACCAAAUUUUGUGGCGGCAUAUGACAUUGGAUUGUUUACCUAUUUCUUUUUCCGUGAGAAUGCCAUGGAGCAUGAUUGUGGGAAGACUGUUUACUCACGUGUUGCAAGGGUUUGCAAAAAUGACAUUGGAGGGAGAUUUUUGCUAGAGGAUACAUGGACUACAUUCAUGAAAGCAAGACUUAACUGCUCACGAUCAGGGGAGAUCCCUUUUUAUUAUAAUGAGCUUCAAAGCACGUACUACCUUCCAGAACAGGACCUGAUCUAUGGAAUAUUUACCACCAAUGUGAACAGUAUAGCUGCCUCUGCAGUGUGCGCUUUCAAUCUCAGUGCAAUUACACAGGCAUUCAAUGGCCCUUUCAGAUACCAGGAGAAUCCCAGGUCAUCAUGGAUGUCAACUCCAAACCCUAUUCCUAAUUUCCAGUGUGGCACACUAAAUGAUCAUUCUCCCAAUGAAAAUCUGACAGAACGUAGCCUUCAGGAUGCCCAGCGUAUGUUUCUGAUGAAUGAUGUUGUGCAGCCUGUCUCAGUUGACCCUCUUGUAACUCAGGAUACAGUCCGGUUCACAAAUUUGGUAGUGGAUAUCGUGCAGGGUAAAGAAUUGCUCCACCAUGUGAUGUAUAUUGGAACAGAAUAUGGCACCAUUCUGAAGGUACUUUCUUCAACAAGCAAAACUCUAAAGAGUUGUUAUGUGGAAGAAAUGCAGCUUCUACCUGCUGGUCAAAAGGAAUCAAUCCAGAGCCUCCAAAUUCUUCAUAGCGACAGGUCUUUAUUUGUGGGUCUGAGGUACAGAGUGUUAAAGAUCCCUCUAGAACGCUGCUCAUCUUAUAAAACAGAAGGGUCCUGUUUAGGAGCUAGAGAUCCAUACUGUGGCUGGGACAGCAAGCAGAGACAAUGCACAACAAUUGAGGAUAGUUCGAACAUGAGCUUAUGGAUCCAGAACAUCACCGACUGCCCGGUGAAGAACCUAACAGUGGAUGGUGCAUUUGGUGUUUGGUCUCCUUGGCAGCCUUGUGAACAUUCAGAUGGUGACAGCUCUGGAAUGUGUGUAUGCAGAUCAAGGUCAUGUGACAGCCCUGCUCCUCACUGUGGAGGUCAUGACUGCCAGGGGCCCAGGAUUGAAGUGGCAAAUUGCUCAAGAAAUGGAGGAUGGACACCAUGGUCAUCUUGGGCACAGUGUAGCACCACAUGUGGCAUUGGAUUCCAAGUCCGACAGCGUUCCUGUAGUAAUCCUACUCCACGAUAUGGAGGGAGAGUAUGUGUUGGACAGAGCAGAGAAGAAAGAUUCUGCAAUGAGAACAGCCCUUGUCCACUACCCAUUUUUUGGUCUCAGUGGGGCCCAUGGAGUAAAUGCAGCGCUGAAUGUGGAGGAGGGAUACAUUACAGGCAGAGAACAUGUGAGAAUGGAAACAGCUGUCCUGGGUGUUCACUGGAGUAUAAAACUUGCAAUUCAGAAUCUUGCCCAGAGGUCAGACGAAACACUCCUUGGACCCCUUGGAUACCAAUCAAUGUAUCUCAGGAUGGAGUACGUCAAGAGCAGCGGUAUCGUUAUAUAUGCCGUGCCCAGCUUGCUGAUCCUCAUGAUCUGCAGUUUGGAAAGAAAAAGGUCGAGACCCGUUUCUGUCCAAAUGAUGGCUCUUCUGACUGUGAGACUGACUCAUUGGUGGACGAUCUUCUGAGAAGUGGUGUGUCCUUCUCUGUUAUGAUAAAUGGUGGAUGGUCUGUUUGGACAGCCUGGUCUUCCUGCUCUCAGGAGUGUAGGACUGGGUUCCGAACCAGGAAAAGAACUUGCACUAAUCCAGAACCCAAGAGUGGUGGACUACAGUGUAUUGGAUCUGCUUUGGAAUAUCAGGAUUGCAACCCCCAGCCUUGUCCAGUUAAAGGGGCGUGGUCCUGCUGGUCAUCUUGGUCACAGUGCUCAGCUACAUGUGGUGGAGGACAUUAUCAGCGUACUCGCACCUGCAGCAAUCCUCCACCUGCUAAUGGCGGUGAUAUCUGUAUUGGGCUACACACUGAAGAAGCACUAUGCAACACUCAUCCAUGUGAAGGUGGUUGGUCUGAUUGGUCGGAAUGGAAUCUGUGCAGUGAGGAUGGCGUGCAGUCUCGCAGUCGUUUUUGUGAGGUUCACAAUCCAGGACCAUCGCAAUGUGUUGGGAACAGCACUGAGUAUCAAGUCUGUGUUUAUAAUGAAAUUCCAGUAAUAUUACCAGCUUCGAGUGUUGACAGCGAUUCAAACUGUGCCGGCUUCAGUCUCAUUCAUCUGAUUGCCACAGGAGUUUCAUGCUUCUUUGGUGCCAGUCUGUUGACAUUUGUGAUUUAUGCUUACUGCCAGCGAUGCCAGAGACAGACCCAGGAGUCAACUGUAAUCCAUCCAUCCACUCCCAACCACCUGAACUACAAGGGUAACACAACCCCAAAGAAUGAAAAGUACACUCCUAUGGAAUUCAAGACCUUGAAUAAGAACAACCUGAUUCCAGAUGAAAGGACCAAUUUUUAUUCUCCUUUGCAACAGACAAAUGUGUACACGACAACAUAUUAUCCAAGUACUGUGAACAAAUAUGAUUACAGACCUGAGCCCUCUCCUGGGCGGACCUUCCCUUCUAGCUGAAACCUUAGUAGAGAAAAAUGAAAACAAAAAUUCUGGAGCAUUUUAGAGAACAUAUCAAACUUGUGGACCAAUAUCUGGCCCCGAUCCAACAUUGCAUCAUUGUACAUUAUUUUACCUUGGUUCCAGAAGUGAACAUUGUUCAUAGAAACAGUGAAUCAAUAUCAUGGAUGCAGAACCCAUCAAUAAGCUAUACAAUGCUGGCUGGUUUGUGCAUUUCCAGCUCUCUUGCUGUGUGCAGAGUUUGCAGAGACUAUGGGAAGACUAUAACCACAGCAUGAUGUAGAAAAGCCAUGAAUUCUUUGGACAUUCUGGUAGUUCUGCUGAAUAAGAAACUGUAAACAUUUUGGCUUACUGUUACAUUGUAGCACAGUGAUAUAAUUCUUGGAUUUCAUACCUUUCAGUUUAUCAAAAGCUGACAUAUUUCAAGUAAGCUGCUACAUUAAGUAAUAGAAGAACUUGCAUUUUCUCAGAAGACAUGAAGGACUAUGACAUGCCAAGACAUCAAAGUGCUAUUUUGUUUUCCGUGGGAGGGGGGAGGUUAUUAGCAUUUCAUUGAAUUACUUUUACAUUACUUAGUUUCUCUAGUACAUGCACCCAGUGUGGACUGUUAAGAACUGCUGUUUUGUUAGUAGUCAAAAAACUUCUGAUUAAGCAGAUACGGGCAUGACUUUCGGGCUGCUGCUGCACAGUUUUGUGUGCAGAUUAAAACAUUUUGAGCAUGCUCAUAUAUAGGAAUACUGUGCCUAAAACCCUAUGGUAGUUGUUUAUGACAUGAGACUGUGUAUGAAAUGAUGUAGUAUGUAGCACUUGCAACAUCCCUGACUUGACUUAUGUCAUUUGGACGGCUUUGAACUUCAUCAUUCAAAAGAUAGUUAACUUUAUUAAGGUCUCUGUUGUGUGGAGUAUGACUUGAUCCCAGUUUCUGAUGCUGUGGAGAACAUCAGAUAUUUUAGCCUGUAAGUAGUUUUCAUUCUUGGUAUGCAUUCAGCAUGCUGAAUGAAGAUAGACUAUUGUUAAUGCUCAGCUCAGUAAAUACUACUGUGGAUAAAAUCCAUGCACUACUCUGUACUGGUACGCUUUGGCAUUAUUGCAGUAUUGAGCAAGGAUUAUUAGAUUUGCAUUCCCUAGCCAUUCGGUAUCAGUUGCCUUUCCCUUGAGUUGUUAUGCGUGAGAAUGAUGCCAUGAUCUUUUAUUAGCUUCAUAUGGUACUUUAAAGAAAAGCAUAAUUUCUGCAAAUAAUGGAGUGUUUCUUAUCAUUAUUCACUUGACUGUUUUACUGAAGUAUUCAGAAUCAGUGGUUGGAACUCAGAAUGUCAUUUAAAUAAGUUAAAUUCUAUGUAUUGUUUUCCUUUGCAUUGCAGACCAGUGCUUAAAAGUAUGUGAACCAUGUGAUAUAAUAUGCAUAUCAGGUUAUGCUUUGGUUAACUAUGCAGACCUUUUGAAAGAAAAUACCACAUGGCAAAAACUGGAAUAAUGCUGAAUUGCUAUCCAUUUAACAUUAAUUUCUUUGCAAUUUUAUUAUUUUACUACUAUUUUAUGUUUAUUUAAACCCUGCUGAAGACAUAACUGAAUACAUGCAGAAACAAAGAUAUUAUAUAUAGUAUACAGAACGACAUUACAACCAAGUGCAUUCACUUUUGAAGUUGUUGUCACUUCAGAUGAGCUGGUAUCACAGAGGUCCAUUUUUAUCAACAAAUCCUUUUUGCAAACUGUUACAUGACUAUUUUUUUUCACAUUGUCAUUUAGUAUUAUACAUAAUGUCAAGAAUACACAAACUAUGUGCAUAGACCGUGGGGCUCCUAAAGAUUUAGGGUCACAUUACUUGCAAGGUAAAUUGAGUUUACACCACUGGACUCAACAUGCAUACUGAUUCAUAAGUUCCUUAGUUAACAAAAAACUCUUUAUCUCAACCUGUUUUUAUUGUAGUUUCAGUAACAACAGUGUCUUCUUUAAUGUGGUUACUUGAAUGAAGGAUCCCUAGCACCAGAGGCCAAGAGCAAUGCUGACAUUUACAUUUAAUGUGUUUGCAUUUUAGUCACUGGUAUAUUUGAAGGGGUAUUACAUCUACUAUGGAUCCAUUUAACGUGUGCAAACAGCUGUAAUAUGUAUAUACCGCUUGCACAUUAUGGCUGCUGUAGGUGUCUGUACCGUUGUAGUAGUCUUCAUAUAUUGUUUUACAGGUGGAGAUUAGGCUGAUGUGCAGUAGUUUUGCUUGUAAUUUACAUGCAUCGUUCAGUGUUACUUAGAAAACUCUAAAAUAGUUAUUAGCAUUUCAGUAUCAUGUUUUUCUGUGCAGAAAGCUGCUAACCUAGUAAGUUUGGGUUUCUUAGCAGGCACCUGUGGAACAGGGGAGUACAUUGUGUGCUACUGGGUCACUAGUAUUUCCUGGAAGGAAGUUUGAUUUUGGUAUGUGAAGGGUGGCCACAGGGAGUGAUAUAGAUCAAGGAAUUCUGAUUUGUUACAAAUAACAGGCUGAACAUGAAUGCAGUGCCACAUGUGAGUUUAUAAUGCACUGGAGGCCAAUCUGCUUGUUGGCACUUAUAAGUGAGAGCAAGAAAAUCUCAAGCAAAAUGACUUUGUACUGCAGUGAUAUGGUGGUAGGAGACACACCACCCUGAAUUUUGGUGCUAUAGCCUUUAGUAGUAGUAAGACAACAGAGUUAGAAGCCAGUAGCACAGACUGCCACUCCUCCAUUUUGUGGAUUGUAUCUGUGAGGGGGGAUAGCUGUGUGCUGAAUUGCUAGUGUGAGAAUCAUGAAAGCUGGCUGCAUGCCGUUUACCGCUCUCGAAUUUUUUUUUUUAAAUAACUGUCCAAUCAGUCUCUGUGGCCAUCAACCUUUACUAUUACUGGCUUCUCUUCUCUCCUGCCCUCAGCUGCUCAUUUUGGUGAGUUGCAGACAUAACUCACAGCAACACUUGUCAGUGUGAGCAGCCUUUUGGUCAGAACCAAGUCAGAGUCUCCAAUGCCUCAGCAAAUUAACAGCAACUGGUGGAAGAGGAAGGAGAGUUAGUUAAAUGGCUUUUAUAGGAUGAGUGAUGCUAGUAACACCUGAAGAUGAAGAUAAAUGAGCAAUUGGACGGUAUGUCAUCUGCAUCGUAAUGUUAUUAUCAGGUAAAAAUUUGACAAAAUGCAUCAGAUACCAAACUACAAGCUGUGUAAUCAGGAAUUCCAAGCAAACUGACAAACAGAUCAUGCACAGCUGUGCACGAUUAAAACAAAGAGAAUAAAGUAAUAAAUCAAUUAAAUAGUAUAAUAAAAAUGAAUGUGUUCCACUUCAAGCACAGCCUCCUCUGAGUUUGUCAUGUCUUGUCCACUUUAUUAUAAUUCAGUACAGAGAUUUUCUUUUAUUUAGUAAAAUGAAAAGAAAUGUGCUUCUCUUUCAGCACAUCCUCAUCCCAAUCCACAUUCAACUUCCCUGGACUUGUGUGGUAGGAGAUCUCCAUUGGGAGAUUAUAGGCACUAGUAAAUGCUACUAAACAAUAUAUAUGACUGAUAAGCUCAUCACUUCAGCCUUUCUCUUCCCUUAAGCACUUCAUUAACUAUUUCAGUUUAUCCCUACAUGUGUCUUUGUUCAAGCCCAAAUCAGGUAUUUCAAAAACUCUGCUCUUAGCUGUGCCUGGAAGCAAGGCAGCCACUAGUAGGGUUUGCAUUUUAUUUCAGUUAUGCCUCCAGACUUCUAGGUCAUUUUACAGCCUACUCUCAUCAAAACUGGAUGGACCUUAGAACUAGAAGUUAUUGUAUGUUGCUAAUUAUCAUAUGCUGUCUUCACAUCUAGUGAGUACAAAAAAUGAAAAAUACAUUUUUAAUGAAGUUAGCUUAAUUUCCAGACCUUCCCAGAAUCCCACCAUAAUGAAACCUCUCCUCCUUUCGUUAUUAGCUAGUCAGCUUUCAUUCCUAAAAAUGAAAAGAGGUACUAGGUCCAAGAAAGGUGAACACUAACUUGUUAGUCACACAAAAUUUAUACAUAUAACUUGUCCAAAAAUGUUAACUAGAUUGCUUAAAUGGUAUCCAUUACAUCGUUAAUCUGUAAUCAAGGCUUGACAGACUUGUGACCUAAAUAAUACACAAGUUUUUUUUCCAGUAGUUAAUUAACACAUACUUUAAUGUUACCGGUACAGGAAUCAGAAGAGUGAUGUUCUACAGAAGUAACAAAAGAAUUAAACUCGUUGGUACGAAACAAGUGAUGCCCUGUCAUUCACAGCAGAAAAAGAAGUACUUCAUGUUCAAAUCAGGUCAUACAUCCAGAAUUCCUUGCAAAAAAACUAAGAAUUUCAAAACUGACGUGGUCAAUUUUAAAUUAAAGAACUGCUGUGGAAGCCAUUAGACAUCAGGCAGUUUUAAGUUUGGGUAUUCAACACAAUUACCUAAACAGGAGUAAUUUUCCACCAUGUUUUCAUUGAAAAGUAUAUUAAAGCAGCUGCAAUGCAAAUAUGUUAAUUUUCACCUCCACACUGAUGCUUUGUCAGCCAGAACAAUAGCAGAAGGAUAGAAUAAAGCUUCAGAUAUGUAAGUAGGUGGUGUUUUGGAGGCUACUUAGUUUUUUUUUUUAAAUGAUUUCCCUUCAAAUGUAUACAUUUCUGCUAUACAAGAUGCUGGGAUGGUGUCAUUCGUUUCACUUCUCAGUGAUGGACUACAUUUAUUCUAUUAAGUUAAUCCUCAUUUCCUGUCAUUUGUAUCAAACAGGACCCUCUGGUUUAGGCCCUUUGUUGUAUUUAGCUGACAUCUGUAGUAUGAACUGAAUGUUCUUCCCACUGAGUUGUUUCAGUUGUUGACUAUAAAUCCAAUUUUAUUUGCAUAAAAUCAUAAGGUUAGAACUUAGGAUUCAAAAUAUGCAAUAGAACGGAAGAAAAAUAACUGUUCUGAGCAGGUGAUGUGUUAAAAGUACAACUAUUGUGAAACGGGAUUGAAUGGGGAUGUCUUUUGCCGUCUGCAAUAUUUACAGUAAUUUGUAUUUUCUAUAGUCAGUAUACUACACAAUUUGUUGGUUUUCCCUAACAAAACCACUCUAAUAUAGAAUUACAUCAGGCAUGCAAUAAUUUGUAUUAUUCACUGGAAUGCUUUCACCUGUUAUUUAAAUACAUUGCACUGUAGUAGAAAGGUAAAAUCCAUUAUAUCUCACAAACGAGAAAAGUAUAUUAUUGAGCUAUCAAAAACAACCUCACCAAGGAUUGUAAUCACUGCUGAGAGGUGAAACAAAUCUUGUUUAAACCAUCUCCUUCUCAACUAAAACACGCUAUUGAUUUAAACAAAUAUUUUCUCUUACUAGACAGCCCUCCAGAUCAAACAAAUAGCAUAAUUACAUCUCCUGCCAAAGAUGUCCAAGGAAGUUGUACCAGGAAAAUGUUCUUUUGAAGAUGUGCUCUUCAUCUGUUCUAGGCACUAAAGAAAGCAUCACACUGCACUUUAGUGCCUCAUGCUAGUGCUGUGACCCCAAAAAUUGCAGCAGAUUCAUAGAUGAAAAAGUCAGAUCCAUGCGUACACUGAAACAUACCUUUUGUAAUGGUGGUGUUCUAAAAAGAUAUUUCUGUUUGUAAAAAGAAUACCACUAACAGCAAUACAUCAUGGCAGGUUUGUGGGUGUUUCAUAUAUUUAUCCAGGUCUAGUUUGGUAACUUAGGCUACACUCUCAUGAUGUAUCAGUACUUCUCCCUAAGGGUUGAGUACUGUUUCCUCGCAAUUACUGACAUUGAAACAAGAAAGUCAGCAGCCCAAAUCAUUAGCUUUUGCAGAAACUACAAAAACAAUCAGCUGCGACUUCACCUGCAUCCACAUGACUCUGUAUAUAUACACUAAACUCAGUAACCUCAGGUAAAAGGGGAACUUUCUUUCCCCCAAAGUUCAGCAGCCUUGGGCUUAAUAUUGACUUAAGCAGCAGAGAAGAGAGACAUGAUGUUUUGAGACCCCCCUGUGCAGAACUUGAACAAGUUUUCUCAACAAAGGGAUGGAUUCCUCAUAUGAAUUACCCACACCAUGGCCAUGGUAUAAUACCAUAUUAGAAGAUUCCCAUACAGCAUUUUUAGAGGUUUCCAACCUAGAGGGCACCUGGUACAUUUGAACAAUUUAGUCAUAAGUGCUUGAUGGUGAUGUCACACUUCAAAUAUGGAGCAUGACCAAUAAGUUGGAAGGUCUCAUUUUUUUAUCUGUGUGCAGCUUGACUGCAGAAUGCUAGGGUGUACAGUGAUAAGUUCUACCAUUACAGUUUCACUUCAUUUGUAUGUAAACAGCUGACGUUAGUGUGGCUUACAUAGUGUGUAACUUUAGCUGAAACCUGUCAUGAGUCUGGGUUGGGUAAAUGUAGUGAGUGUACUGCAGACUAAAGGAAGCUAAUAUCUUGUUGUUGGUUUUGUAUAUUGCCUUAAACUGAGAUAUAGAGUGAUGCCAUUUUAAAUGCUCAUAUAUGUAAAGAUAAAGCGUUUGACAGAGGCUGUCUUCUAACCAGAUUCCUUCUUGAUUUCUAACUUUUUUUGAUCUCAUAUGUAUAUGUGUUGCAAGACCGUUACUAGUAGUUUAUGUUCAAAUUGGCAGACUGGAGUUUGGUCAUGUAAAAUAUUUAUGUUACAGUUCUACUCAGUUUUUCUUCAGGUGUUACACCAAAAUUACCUAUGUACAAAUGUUCACUGAAAAUUAUAUCCUGUCAUGCAAGCAAAUACUUUUAGAAGACAUAGUUGUUCUGGAUGUACAUAAGCUUUAGUCCUUCUUACCCAAGUAAUCACAUUUUCAGAAUUCGAAAUGUAAAUGUGUAAAGUGUAGCUAACAUUGUUUUAAAUGCCUUAUUAAUAGACGAUGCAAAGGAGGCUAGAUAAGUUAUGUAAAUGACAAUAUAGACUUGAAUGGAGUCCACUACAUACAAGACAACAAGCAUCUUGUAGUUGUUUGUUCUGGUUCCUUUUUUUAUCAGUGGCAUGUAGUCAGUUUAGAAGAUAAGGUUGUCUUGUUUUGAGAAAGAAAGCAAGCAUAAAUAUUUCUACUGUGGCAUUUGAUAAGAAUAAGAAGCUAGUGAUAUAAGUAAACUGUUUUCAGAUGCAUCCAUCCCAUACGGUUAAGGCUCGUCUUCUUUCUGAGGUUAGAUAGAAUUCCAGGUUUGUAGAUGGUCCUCCUCCUACUGUUGCUAACUUCCUGAUCUGGAUAACCAUACAGAUGUGUUGCUUUCAUUGGCACCAGCUUUUAUCUUUGAACCACUGAAUCUAUGCAGAUAUUUUUGUAUGUGCAAAGUCACCAAUAUUAGUCAUUCCUGAUGAAGAUGUCCUUAUGCCACAAGUUUACUUUAAAAGCUUAUAAAAUGCAAGUAAAUGCAAGCUUGCAGGAGAACUCUACUUCCUGGCACUUGUUUUCAGAGCAUUUUUAGAAAAGUAAACGUUCCAUAAACAUUUCUCCAUGGUGGUGGAUAUCUCUUGAUGUUUAUUACUAAACACUGGCUUUAAGAUGUGUAUAUAGUUUCUGAAUAGUGGGGGUCAGUUAUACAUAAAGGAACACCCUAGAAUUUAAACCAAGCAGCUAAGGUGCACAACUUGUAAAUGAUACCUACAAUUUAUACUUUAGGGGGAGAAAGAGGAAAACACUUGCUGGCCUACAUAUCUUAGAGCACCGCAGCAUCUGAGGAAACCAUCUAUUUAAAGAAACUGGAAGGCAGAGAUGCUGUCAUAUGCACUGACUUAAAAGUAUUUGCAAUCACAUUUGGUUAAGAUUUUUUAAUGGGGUAUUGUUACAUUUUGAAGUUAUUGACUGUGGCAUGUUGUGACCUUGUGGUGCAAAAGUUGAUGCUAACGAGUUUCUGAUCUUUACUCCUGCUUGCACAUGUCACUAGUUAAAGCUCAGAAGGGGGUAAUAAAAAAUGGACUCAGAACGUAAAGAAAGACUAGUGUAAUACAUAAGCCUUGCAUCAGUCAACUAAUCCAGUAUUCACACCUCACUGCUUCUGACCAGCUGUAGCAUGUGAGGAAGCUCAACUAUGGGAAGUAGCGGGCAAUGUACUCAAAACAGCAGUGCCUGGCAUAAGAAGUCUCUGUUUACACAAUGGCAGCUUUGUACUCUGGAAAAAUGGCUAAGUAUUUCCAAGUGGAAGAGUGUUUAUAAUGUAUACUGGAUUUCCACUGAUAACUGCAGUUAUAAUAUGCACCUGAUGUACAUAAACAUAAGCCAUAAGAAAAAUAAGUAGGCUGUUUUGCUUUUAACUAGCAUUAGACUUCAGUGGUUCCUAUUUUUGGAAGUGACAUGAGAUACUACUUAAAUGGAAUCUGGCCAAAGUAUUCAUUUAAGAAAUAUCAUGUGACUAUCAAGGUGUACUCGAGUAGAUAUAAAACAGACACUUGGUUAGCUUCAAAAAGAGCAAAGGUAUGUUAGCUGUCGAGGUAUUAGUGGACUCCAUUGUGAGGGCGUAGCACCUUUCCUAUGCAAUGACUUGAUAGUAUGUCACCUAGAGUGUAAUCACUGCCUUUAGACACUGUGAAUUUUUUUGGUACUCUGUAUUUUUGUAUACUGUACUAUGUAAAAAUAAUACAGAAAUAAAACAAACACCAUCAUUCUAA